GUCGUGGUACAAUCAGGGCAGAGGAUUUUUCAAGGUCAGGUUGGUUGUGGUACAAACUGGGUUGGUGGCCCUUUGCAAGAGAUACAUCAUCUAGUCUCUAUCUAGCCCAACACCACAAGCCAUGCCCGACGCCCGUUCCCCUCUUUCCCCGAGCCAGGCGUCCCGCCUGCCCCAGCUCGACCAGUCCGCCUCCUCCCACAUGAACCACACCGCAAACACCACUCUCCAGCUCUCCCUCGACAGUGGCGAAACCCCCCUUUUUCCCUUCGAAACCCUCGGCGCGGGCUUGGAUUUCGUGCACAAAAGACUCCAGACGGAAAAUGAGGAAAAGCUCCGGGCGCUCAUCGGCGACCCGUUGACGCAGAAAGUGGACGCUUUGAAGGCGGAAAAUGCGGAUCUGCGAAAAAGGCUGGCGGUUAUGCGGGGCGAGAAGGUGGGCGUGCAGGAGGUUUUUCCAAUGUACGAGAACUUGAUCGAAAGACAAGUGAGAAGAAACUCGGAAAUUACGAAACACUUGAGAGGAACGUCGGACGACAAUUUGAGUGUGAUAAAAGCGGUGGGGCACUUGAGUGACCGGCUGGAUCAAGUUGGUACAAUUGCGAUUUUUGAUUUUGUAUGGCUUUCUGCAUGACAAAACAAACACAAUAGAUACGGAUGGAUGCAUGACUGUUCUUUUCGUUCCAAAUCCGAAUGACAAAAACAAACUUCUCCCGCAGGUAUGGAAGACCGGCGUAUUUUCGACCUGCAGCGCAAGCUGGAGCACACGGAGCGGACCGUCCGUACCUUGGAAAAGGAUCGGUUCCAGCUCCAGAACGACAAAGCAAAUUUAGAGUAUCGGGAGAAGAACCUGCAAAUCGCGAACGAGUUGUUGAAGGGGAAGGCGGACGAUGCAAAUGCGAAGAUGCUCCACUUCAAGGGUCUGUACAACGAAAAACAGAAGGAAAUGAGCAACAUCACACACUCAGUGAAUUACAUCAGUCUCUUGUCGGAAGAGAGGGAGAUCGUGUCUAAGAGAAAAAGCCGUACUACAAUUUGUCUUUUCAUUGUGUUUGCCGUUGCCUUUGUUUCUCAUACGAAUUACGAAAUCCGCUUCCCUUUUGUCAUGCAAAAGUACAUCACAUCAAAACUAAACAGGUAUACCCGAGGGCGGCGAGGACAUGUGGAAGCGGGGUUUUGACAAAAUGCGGGUGGAAUUCAUGCACCUGAUGCGGCUCUACACCAUGCAAAGGAGGAAAUUGGAAUACGCCGAGAAGCAGAAAAUGCUCGCGCAGGUCCGUAACAAGAAGUUAAAGGCCGAUUUGCAGAAGGCGUGGCGGGACAUGUCGGACCCGCACAGAAUCGCAGCGGAACUAGCGGCGGCGACCGCGCCGGUACCGACAGGAGCGGAUCAUCACAUGAACGGGACGACAAAUAAUGGCGGAGCGAGUGGGAGUUCCAGUUCCACCGCGCCGAACGGAGGGAUGCAAAACGGAGCGUCAUCUGCAAAUAAUGGAAAUAACGGUGCGAGCCAAAACGGCGAAGUCCAGUUUCUCCCGCCGGCCUUCCGGAUCCAGGAGGAGACGGACAUCGUCGACGAGUCGUCUGACGUAAAACCCUACGAACUAGUCGGCCCGGGGCUGUUGGCAACCGGGUCGGCCGCGUCGUCCUCGUCUACGAGUCCGUCUACCGGGGAGCUGACGCAGACCGCUUUAUCCGCGAGCUCCUCUUCCAGCCCGCUCGGUCCACCACCGCCAUUUGACGCGAGCGAACAUUUUCCGCUGGGGAACUUUUUCCUCCAGUACCUGCUUUCUUCAAAAGGGGAUUACCCAAACCUAUUUUUGGAGGAUUGCGUCGACGCGGAUAGGAAUAAGUGCGAGAGGCUCGUUAUGCAAUGCAAAUAUGUCUGGGUCUGGAAGAUUGCGAGACUUGUCAUGCAGAUCUUCAAUGAGCCAUGUCAUCUGGAAUGCAGGACCCAGCAUGACAGAUUCCGUGAAAUCCCUAUCAUGCCUAUACUGCAUGAGAAACUUACUCUCACCUUGGUCAAAAGUGCUUAUCUUUUGGCAUUCAUGCAACACUACAGACUUCUGCAUGAUCCAGAAUCAGCAUGACAAGUUGCAGUGUUCCAAACACAGACAUUAUUUGCAUUUGAUACUAGUGUACAAAGAGUUCGUCGCGCUGCAUUUCCGGUCGGUGAAGGUGAAGCAAUUAUUGGAAGCGGGAGCGAAGAUAUCAAACAAAAAAAGUUCGUCACGAUCACUCAUCUUUUCUUCAUGUGCAUUUGUGCAAUACAAAAUUUUCUGUCAUGCGCAAAAAUGCAUCACAGCCAAGGGAUUUCCCUAGUGGUAGUGUUUCUGCAAUUCUUACAUGUAGUGGCGCUAAAAAAAUUUGUAGUGCAAAGCCUGCAAGUUGGUGACUUUGACAAACUUUUUUCUCUCCAUAGAAGUUGCAGGAGGUAACCGACGCAGACCACGCCUUGACCAUGAUUCAGGACAUCGCGAAAUCCUUUCUAUCCGCGGACAGAGUCACGGUCUGGGUGGUGGACGCGGUACUUACUUGAAAUAUGAUGAUUUUAAUUUUAUUCUUUUCAAGGUAGAACAAACCAUUCGAGAUCAAGCUUGAGGCUGCUGCUGCUGCUCACACUCACACACUAUGCAUGACAGAAUAUCUUCGUAUCAAAACAAGAAAAACCCAAAUCAACCAAAAACAGGCUCACGGCCUCUGCUGGACACGAUCCGCCACACAGCAGGGCGAAGCGUUCGAAAUCAAGAUUCCGAUCGACAAGGGGUUGGUCGGCGAAGCAGCGAUGACGGGAAAACCGAUCAACAUCCGAGACGCGUAUCAGGACCCAAGGUUUAACAGGAACAUCGACAAGCAGACAGGGUACUACUGAUAAAUGAUAUAUAAGAUGCUGUGUGUGCGUUUCGAAAUUUUUCGCCAUGUUGGUUCCACUUCUCAACACCAGGAGGCUCGAAAAGUAAGGAAAAAUUCCAGAAACUACAGGACACGCUUGAAUUAUACCUAGUCCAUCGCAGUCCUAGCACGACUCAAAUACGUCGAAAAUAUCAGGUACCGCACCAAAGAGGUCCUUUGCCAGCCGAUCCUAGUCAACAAGCGCGUCGUCGCCGUGCUGCAGGCCAUCAACAAACUGCAUAAAGUGGACCACUCCUCCGGCGAUAAGUCCUUUACGCCCGUCAACGAAGGCUUCAGCAAGGACGACCAGUUUUUCCUCCACGUGAUUGGAGUGCUCGGAAAAUCCACCUUAGACGCUUGUGAAUCGAAGCAGGGCGACUACCUCGCGGUGAGGAGAACGCAAGCACUGCUCGAGGCCUCCCUGGAGUUGCAAUCCGGCCAGGACAGCAACCCGAACGCGGCGUUGUCGCCCCUGGAUUGCAUGCACCGGAUCGGGAAACAUAUGAAGCAGUUAUUUAAGGCGUUGAAUGUGCAGAUUUUCGUGAUCAAGCACAAGGAGUCGAACUACUUGCAGCUCUGCAAGUACGACGUCACGGGGUUGCCGAAAAACCACAAUUUCGACUUGUACCAAAUGUACCGCGAAAGAAGAUCAAAUCCGGAAACCCGGGAGUACCUAUGGCGUUCUCAAACGUUACAUUCUCAACUGUUACAUGAAAUUUGUCAUGCAAGAACCAAGAACGGCAAAAGUGCAAGGGAAAAGAUUGGGCCUUUUGCAUUACAGGUUUGGAGCAGAUUAUAAUGCUUUCUAGCGCGACGAGAAGUUGUCAUGCGGAGAAGGCUUGAUCGUGUGAAGAGCCAGAGCGAUAGUGUUUUUGCAUGACAAAUCAUGUUGUAACAGUUGAGAAUGUAAAAACGCUUGAGAACCCCAUAGUACCUACCGAUGCCGUGGAGUUGCGCCUUCCUGUGUUUCCGCGACGAGUACGUGCACAGCUCGAUUUUGAAGAUAUGACAGUGCACAACCCCCCCUCCCCCUCAUUUGUAUAGCAUGGACGGCAAUACAAGCAUCAGCAAGAGUGCCGGUUUUGCAUGACAAAUUUGCACUGGAUUGUAGAAGUGCUCUUUGGGCUUCCAGGAUUUGUCAUGCAAACAGUGCUACAAGGCAAGAGCUGGAUUUGGGAUUUUGCAUUACAAAUGAAGCGGAGGGGGAGUUGUGCACUCUCAUAGAAGAUCCGGGAGGAGUACAACGACGAGAUUGAUUUGCCUCUGUCCUUCAACAACCGGCAUAUGCAUUGCAAAUAAGUCUGGGUCUGGAAGGUUGGAACUUGUGAUGCUGCAUUUCGAUUCCAAAAAAUAAAAAAUCUGUAUUGCACGACGAGCAGCAAAGGGAACGCAUUUUUUGCUACGCGGAGAGGGCAUUUGUCAUGCGGAAUGGGCAUCAAGAAGCCCUCAAAAACUCUAUGAUGCUAGGGCAUGCAUCUCAGGCAUCAUGGAUCACAUCAUGCAAAACGUGCAUGACAAGUCUCAGAAUCUUCCAGACCCAGACACUUUUGCAUUUGAUACGGCAGCUGACCAAACCAAAUAUCCACACCUUUCCGAUCUUCAAGCGAGUCCGGUCUAACGCCGACGACCAGGACCAGGCGUCGAAAAGAGGCGUGAUGAUCGGUAUUAGUAGUGGUUUUUUGAACUACGUUGACAUCAAGGAAAUUUCUUGUCACGCUACUUCCAAGCCAUUUAAACAGAUUCAAUUAAUUGUCACGCUAAUACAGCAUGUCCUGCUCUGCUCUGCGAUGUAAUACUAAUAUUCGCAAAAAAAAAUCCAGGUGCCAUCCAGUGGAUUUCGAAUGGCGAUGUGUCGGCGUUUGGUGACGACGGUUUGUUUCGCGGUGAAUCCUCCGCAAACCACAUGGGAGUCCUUUGGAAGUAUUCGGACAUCCUCGCUCCUUGCGUCGAGGCCUGGCAGCGGGAACUGGAAGCGAAUCCGGAUGAUACAGGCGUCCCGAAACGACGAAGCACUACGACCAGUGAGGACUCGCAGGGAAAGCGGGAACAGAACUACAUGUUGUUCUUACAGCAGAAGACCCUGCCGAAGCUGUCGUCGCAGCACUAGGUGGUGGAAGUUGACUGUAUAGGGGGCGGCUUGCUGUCACUUCGUGGUGCUGUUUGUAUACUUUUUACUUCUAUUUGCCGCACUCCUCGUCCUCUCGGGCGCUGGCAGUUUUUCUGCUCUGUUUGUAUCCAAGUUUACUUUACUACGCAAAGAUCUAGCUCGACCGUUAUGACAAUAGAAAACUUUUUGCCGUUAGCGUUACUCUUGACAAGCAGUAAACCGUGGUAGUGCUGUUCAAGUGUAGGACAUUGCAGGACUAGCUUUGCUCUUGCCGGUAUUUGUAGAAGAAGUCGAAGAGUUUAUUCGUAAAAUGUACAAUUCGUUCUCUCGCAAAACACCAGACGUAAAUAUCAAUUUCGCAUGUAGACAUUCUCGCAGCUUCGUUCUUUCAAAGUUUUGAUUACACCACGCUAUGAGCUUCGCUUCUGCCAGCUUCGCAUGAUUCGCUUCAAAGUGUAGACAUUAGACAAGCUUUCGAUCAGACGCAAACAUCCUAUAUUCUGACGAGUUUUUGUAUCAUUCUAUCAAGAUCAACCUGAAAAUGCCACUGUUAAAUGUUUUCGAGUUUCGUUCAUCCAGGAGCGCAGUCGCUCACUGGAUUUCUCUUUCGACUUCAACUUGUAUAAUAGACUCCUUUUGGCUUCAUUUAACUCCGCAUUAAUUUUCUCAUCUUCGAGGCUCUGAAAUGCUGAAGUACUUGUUGUCAGCCAGCGAGCCGCCGUGAU
Messenger RNA from Amoebophrya sp. A120, 5721 nucleotides. Lineage: Eukaryota; Dinophyceae; Syndiniales; Amoebophryaceae. The record is from the annotation of a GenBank genome assembly.